AUGGCUGCCACUUCCUUUUGCCACCCAUCCAACGAUCCCAAAACCCCCAACAAACCCUCAAACAACCCCAUUUCAGCUUCCAAAAUAAGAGUCAUAGUUAGGGUUAGACCCUUUCUUCCUCACGAAUUCACACCAAAUAAUGGCAACAGAGUUUCUUGCAUUUCACUUUUGGAUCAAGACUCUCAAUCUCAAGAUGAAGUAGCCGUUUAUCUCAAAGACCCCUACACCAGUCGGAAUGAGUGUUAUCAAUUGGAUUCUUUCUAUGAUCAAGAGGACGACGAUGUUUUUCAGAUAUUCGAAAAGGAAGUAAGCCCCAUGAUGCAUCAUAUCUUCAAUGGAUGCAACGCGACUGUGUUUGCUUAUGGGGCUACUGGCAGUGGGAAGACAUACACUAUGCAGGGAACUGAAGAACAUCCUGGCUUGAUACCACUAGCAAUGUCAAAUAUCAUUUAUAUGUGUCAAAACACUGGAAGCACAGCACAUCUAUCAUACUAUGAGGUCUACAUGGACCGAUGUUACGACCUCUUAGAGUUAAAAGCAACCGAGAUUUCAGUUUUGGACGACCGAGAUGGUCAAAUUCAUCUUAGGGGACUGUCUCAAGUUCCUGUACGCACAAUGUCUGAAUUUCUAGAUGUUUUUGCCAGCGGUGUUCAGAGGCGCAAAGUUGCACAUACAAGCCUUAAUGAUGUAUCCAGUAGGAGUCAUGGAGUGUUUGUGAUAUCUGUAGUAUCUACUCCUGAUGAGACAGGAAGAUCUGUAUGUGGAAAGCUGAAUCUCAUCGACUUAGCAGGUAAUGAAGAUAACAGAAGGAGCUGCAGUGAAGGGAUACGUCUUCAAGAGAGCGCUAAGAUAAAUCAGUCCUUGUUUGCACUGUCGAACGUGAUAUACGCGUUGAACAACAACCAACCAAGAAUACCCUAUAGAGAAAGCAAAUUGACCCGUAUAUUACAAGACUCUCUAGGGGGAACGAGUCGUGCGCUGAUGGUUGCUUGCCUGAAUCCAGGAGAAUACCAAGAAUCUGUUAAUACUGUUGGUUUGGCUGCUCGAUCGAGGCAUGUCUCUAAUUUUGUACCUUCAACUCAUAAACUUGAGACGCCAAAAACUAAUGUUGACAUGGAAGCCAAAUUGAGAUCUUGGCUAGAAUCAAAAGGCAAGGCAAAGACCGCACAACAAAGACUUGGGCCAUUUAUAUCUCCAAUUUUGAAAAAAACUCCAAGUUCCAUCAUGAGCUCUGCCAAGAAGUCAGUUACUUUCUGUACUUCAGUGAAUGUGGAAAGAACUUCCAUCAACCAAGAUGCUCAAAAUACUACUGAAAGCAGGACCUUUGCUGAUUCUUUUAGAAAUUUGAUAGAUGAUGAAGCUGCUUUUGAUUCUUUCAAGGAGGACAAUGAUAGGAGAGAGAUUGAGCAUGAUGUCAAUAAGGCGGCUGCAUGGGAGACGUAUCAAGAUCUACCCAUGGAGCCAUUAAGCAAAGGAGUGAACUCGCAAAUUACAAAUGUGAGUAAAGAUGCAGUACCACAAAGCCCUCUGCUAGAAUCAAAAGGCAAGGCAAAGACCUCGCAUCAAAGACUUGAGCCAUUUCAUUCUCCAAUUCUGAAAAAAACUCCGAGUUCCAUCAUGAACUCUGCUAAGAAGUCAGUUACUUUCUGUACUUCAGUGAAGGCGGAAAGAACUUCCAUGAACCAAGAUGCUCAACAAACUACUGAAAGCAGGACCUUUGCUGAUUCUUUUAGAAAUUUGAUGGAUGACGAAGCUGCUUUUGAUUCUUUCAAGGAGGACAAUGAUAGGAGAGAGAUUGAGCAGGAGGUCAAUAAGGCUGCAAGUGAUCUACCCGAUGAGCCAUUAAACAAAGGGGUGAACUCGCAAAUUACAAAUGUGAGUAAAGAUGCAGUACUACAAAGUCCAUUAAGCAAAGGGGUGAACUCGCAAAUUACAAAUGUGAGUAAAGAUGCAGUACUAAAAAGUCCAUUAAGCAAAGGGGUGAACUUACAAAUUACAAAUGUGAGUAAAGAUACAGUACUACAAAGUCCAUUAAGUAAAGGGGUGAACGCGCAAAUUACAAAUCAAAAUGGAACUCCACUUGACAAAUUCAGUGCACGAAGUUCUGCAAUGAAGAGUUGUCUAGUUCAAGAAUACAUUGAUUUGUUAAAUAAUGCAAGCAGAGAGGAACUACUAGAGUUAAAGGGCAUAGGAGAGAAAAGGGCAGAUUACAUAAUAGAACUCAGAGAAGAAAGUCCACUAAACUCGUUAAGUGACUUGGAGAAGAUUGGCCUCUCUUUGAAGCAAGCUAAGAACCUGUUCACCAAAUCUGCAAAAAAGCUCUUUGAAUAUAAAGAAGAUUCAACAAUCGAUUAA
Messenger RNA from Vicia faba (fava bean), 2355 nucleotides. Lineage: Eukaryota; Viridiplantae; Streptophyta; Magnoliopsida; Fabales; Fabaceae. The record is from the annotation of a GenBank genome assembly.